Molecule: messenger RNA, 5784 nt
Organism: Exaiptasia diaphana
Lineage: Eukaryota; Metazoa; Cnidaria; Anthozoa; Actiniaria; Aiptasiidae
Product: RYamide receptor
Exons: 2
Coding region: 3479-4630 (383 amino acids)
Biological process (GO): G protein-coupled receptor signaling pathway
Cellular component (GO): membrane
Molecular function (GO): G protein-coupled receptor activity
Source: RefSeq, a predicted model, not a curated record
CUGGGUGCUAAUUAUGAUAGUUGAUCUAUCUUAUAGCCAAGAAAAUUAGACAGAGAUUCUAGCUGAAAAACAAGACGAGGCUCCAGCGGAAAUAGGCCGUGUAAAUGAGUUUACCGCCAGAUAUCUUGCAGUGGACUAGUUGAUAGCCUUGAGCURACUCUAUUCCGACAUAUCUUAACAGCAACAAAUAUGACUUUGUUGAUCACAAUAUUUCAUAGUAUUAUCUAUUUUAAUUAUCUACUGACAAAAUGCUGGUACAGUGCUCGCAAAAACAACAUUACAAAUAACUGUCUUUUGUGGUACUUGAUGGAAUUCACUUAGACUUUUUUGUUCUUGUUUAUUUACGUCUUGACAAAUUAUUUAUCAUUUCGUCUCAUCUUUUUUACUUGUAGAAAAUCGAAAAAUCCUCCGUUAAUAUCUUUACAUCUCUCGCUCAUUUGGACGCACUCAGGACCAUUAUUUAUAGACUGUCCGUAGAAGUGGAGUCCCCUUUAAGUUGUKUGCUGUAUAUUUUAUUAUUUUUGUUGAUCGUAAUAGUGAUGUGUGUUCGGUAUAGCGGGGUUUCGUUASUCUUAUGUCUGUUGUAGUGAUAGCGACUUGUCCGUAAGUGUGGAAUGUUCAUAUGUAACGGUAGAUUGGCUCGCCCACACAAUCUUCUCCCAUACAUCCAUCCAUUUAUUAUAAAUUCAACUAAAUACAGCUACUCUAGGGUUUCUGAUGAUUUUCCUCGGGCUUAGAUUUUGUCUUCCCUUUCGAAAUCCCAUUUUGUUUUGGCAUCUAUUUUGUAAUGUCUCUCCAGUUAUCCUGUUGUCCUUUCAGCUGGCUUCAAUAUCCAUUUUCACAUCUAGUACAAGCUCAAGAUAAAUUUCUCUUGUAAACCUAAACUAUCAAACUUUGCUUGAAAUAUUAUUUUACAGACGCUCGACUCGUCAUAAUUUCAUCGUCCCAUAAGUUAACUGAAAAGUGAAAAAAAAGCGAUACUGUUUGAAAUAGUGCUCUAACCUUCUUACAAAGAUCACUUUCAAAUUUACCGUUCAUUAAUUAAAAUUCUAAUUAAUAAUCUUGUUGAAUCGACAAUCUUGCCAUUAAAAAUGUCAUCAAUUUACAACGAUGUCGUUUGUUCUUAAUAAUGAAUAUUCAUUAUGGUAUUAAAAGUUCUCAAAAAGAGAGAUAAAGGCAACGUAAUACAAGUCUAGGAACUCGAACUCCAGUUGGAAUUUCAUACUURCAAGUCGACAASUUURAUAUUUUUUUAACGGUCAAGUUUCUUGUCUAUGAAGAUGCUAUCAGCUUUUAAAUUGCAGCGAGAACGCUCUGCKAUCUAUUUGGGCUAUUAGUUCUAUCARGAACAUCCCAUGAGAAGCUUAGGCUAGUCGGGUAAGCAAAGUACUUCUAAACUAGAAGAGUUUAUAGCGUCAAACAGAGAGUCUKAAAGCUUUUACAUCACUACCAGAACUGCCUGUUUUAUUUCUCCUUGUCAUGCUGUGGUUCUAUUCAGUGUCGUGAAAGUCAAGAUAACUAAUGAUUACAAGUUUAAAUUAGAAAAAAAAAAACAACAACACAACCUUUCUUGUUCUUCAUAAAUGUGCUUAUCGGAUAACUAGAAUAUCAUAACAUUGAAUGCGAAGAAAGAAAACUUAAAAGUAAACUUUAUAUUUAAUAAUCUUUAUCAGUUCAAUACAAGUUUAUCACCUUAUUGAAUGAUAUGAAGUUUAUGUUUAAGUCUUUUUGAUUAUGCCUAACGAGAAAAUAGACGGGAAAUAAAGAAAUGUCAAUUUUAUUUUUAAAAUUAUGCACACAGCACGUACAGUACUGUGAAAAUUAACUUGGCAGAAAAGGUGAUAUAUAAUCUUUGUCCUUAAUCCUAGGCAAGACAAAUAUCAGUUCUAUGUAUUUUAGUUGUUAAAGGUGUAAAUUUAUAUAACGUGAGCAUUAUUCCACAAUGUAAAAAAUACAUAAUUUUUAUGUUUCAUUAUAACGAGUGAUAUGUUAUUUAAAGCGAUGACGUACAGUUGAGGCACUUUUACAUUUCAUCAACAGCAAAAAAAAAAAAAAAMACACAAACAUUCUUGAUUAUCUCGGCUUGUUUUCAACAGAAAUAGUAAUCUUAGGACGGAAAUUUGAGUUUAAAUUUAUAAUUGAAAUUAGAAAAAGAGAAGGGAAUUUCCUUUACAUUGUAUAUAGAUUAGUUUUAAUUAUCGAGAGCUUUCCUUCGGCUGUUGAAAUUUGUACGUUUUUCCAUAGUUAACCCUCUACUAACUAUGUUUUUUUUCUAUCUAGUUUUCUCUCGAUUCUGCUCUCAACGAUCUUCAACUUAUGCUAAAUACAAAAACUCAAACUUUUCCUCGCCUACACGGGUACAAAAACUUGCAAAGUCAACUUUAGAUAUGAACUUUUUCUUAUCAAAUGGAACAAUAAUAAUUGCAAAGCCGAAAAUAGUCGUUCUUAUCACAUCCCACGAAUGCAUCGUAGACAGAAAUUCACGAAAUUCGUGAAUUAUAAUCGCAGCCAAUGCAUGAAAUUCACAAUUGUUUUACAUAUUCAGCAUAAUCACAAACGAAAAGAAAAAGAUCAUUUAUUCAUUACGUUCAAAAAUUAUGGUAGCAGAUUGUUCUUUGGCUGGCGAAUAGUAAAAAAGAAAAAAAGUUUGGUAUUGAAAGCCGAAGAAAACCGAAAAAUAUGGCGGAUGUGAAACGUCUUUUAAAAAAAAUCCUAUACAUUUAUYGUAAGCGCAUAGAAAACAAGCUAGGCCUAUUAAAUAUUGUAUUCAUUUUAAUCAUCAAAAUUACAUUUUAAGCUAAAGGUUUUAGUUUUUGUCGGUGCCGAUCUUCCUACUCAAUUUGAUUAUUCUAUAAUGCAAUAGUCGCGUCCAUGAAAGAGCAAAAGRCCCGAACUAGCUUAAAGCAUAUCACAUUAAAAAGAAUUAAAAAUUGAACACUAUUGAAAUAAGGUUUUCCCGACUACGCUACARAUUUACCCCACCCUGGAACCCCAUAUUAGGCAUUGCUUGCUACAAUUGUACAUAUUGUCAAAGUUAUAAUGAGUAAGUAUUUCCUCGUGUUUUCUGUUUCAUUUCCUUCUGUAAUUCGGUCGUUAUUGUCACAUUAUGCAGGGGCGGACUAGUGAUUAGGGUUGAUCAAAAAGUCUUUAAGAUUAGUAGCUGUUCGAAGCGUCUUUACCAUCUGUCAGCCAUGCGUUUCAAUCCAAGAUGUCAAACUGAUAACUGCUCCAAUUGACGGGUUAAAUUAGGAAAGAUCUUGAAGCCACUUAGAAAACCUGUGRAACUAGYUGGAGAACAGUUGCUUGAAGCAYUGAAAGAGUGGCAUCAAAGAGCGAGUAUUUUUUGGGUGCCUAAAAGAUAAACUCAGAUUAAGUSACUCUCUCUCGCUGCAAGACCACAUUCCAGUAAACAGCUGUACUUUUGUCCUUCAAGACCGUGUUCAACUASACAAGUGAACUGAUCUUUGAUGAAGUUAAAAUGGCGAAUGUAACGCUCAAUGGAACACAACCUCCAAUCUUACAAGRCCCUGCUCAACCAUACGUCGAAGAGCCGCCUCAGUCAAAAUUCUUUCGUUAUGCAAUGUAUUUGAUCUUGUUUAUAUUGGCCGUGGGAGGCAACAUCGCCGUUGUCCUGGUACCAAUACGYCAGAAACGAAUGAGAAACUUUACAUACUUCUUGAUCACCAAUCUGGCUGUGUCUGACAUCGGUUCCAUGCUCUGUCUACCGCCUCUCCUGGUCUCAGAAUAUCUAGACUCCAACUGGACGAUGGGAUUGCCGAUGUGCAAGCUUGUCAACCCUGCCUUAACAAUGUUCAGCUUGAUAACGACCAACUCUUUGGUUGCGAUAGCCAUCGACAGGUUCAUGGCGUUAGUUUUUCCAUUCAAGCGAAGACCCAACGUGAAGGAAAGUAUCCUUGUCAUUUCACUGACGUGGUUGGUCGCUUUUGGCCUUGUGUUACCUUCAUUUGGAGCAAGAGAACUUUUCAAGMUUGUUCAUCACGGCCAAACAUAUAUGAUCUGUCGCGAAAUGUUCCCRGAYAAAACCCUCGAAUUAGCGUACAACGUGUCCCUCUACCUCAUCAACAACACAAUGCCGAUCCUCAUCAUCUCAGCCGUCUAUGCUGUCAUCAUUAUCAAGCUCAGAGGAGUUUCCUUCACAAAAAUGUUUAAGAGAAAAUCAUCGAAGGAUUCAGACGUCGCCAACUUUGCCAAACCAAACGGCCUCACAAGCGAUGAAUAUUAUAAGAAACAGAAGCAUGAUCGAGAGAAGAAAUUCACCAAAAUGUUGCUGAGCGUCGUAAUUGUGUUUGUGCUGUUCUACGUGCCUGUUCAGACGUACUUUCUUCUGUAUUCAUUGAAGGUUGAAUAUAGGUGGAAAUACACCGUCGUCCUUUACUACUACCUCUAUUUGAUGAUGUGGGUCCCGAACGCUCUCAAUCCAAUCCUAUACGGYUCUAUGAACGAGCAAUAUGCCAAGGCAUUCAAACGAAUAUUCCGUUGUAAGGGCGCAGGUAGRGAUUAUGGUUCGACYACAAAGGGUUCCUAUUCUCGUGCACCGAUGACUAUGCAGUCGCAAAAUGAUGGGACACUCUACAACAUUAACAAAGACACUAACCAGACAGAAAUGUGAAGGGAUGGUGCYUGUCGACAAAUUCACGCCURGUAUGUGAGAAUAAUUUCAAAACACACGCGAACUUAAACGUAUAUGUUCAAGGCAUUAACACUAAACAGUAUCAGACGUUGUUAAAAAUUAUCCGUUCGCAAGAAAACGAACAAAARAAACAAUCAACAUCACAAUCAACAUCACAAGGAGGUGAAGCAGUCCGUGAAACAUUCCCGCGCUUUAUGAUGACUUUAAGAAAACAAGGAGUGUAGAGGAUAUAUUUUGUAAAGAGGCUUUCAGACGUGGUUAUCAGACUGUGCUAAGGACUGUUAAUCCUUUUAAAGCUCUUGCAACAACACAUGUGAUAACAUUUUAUAAUUAUGUAUGCCACCCGUAUAUGCUCGCGGUAAUCUGACCUGCGCUUCUGCUAACUAGUUCCGAACGCGCAAAGCGAUCAAAACGCCAAAAAAAAAGUCAACAAAUUAUAUAUUGCUAGCAAUAGCCAGGUAUUGGAUUUUUUUCUGRUAAAAUGAGAUAGUUUAGAUAUCAACAUGUAAAAUGUAAAAGAGAGCUAGUAUAUCAUUCAUGUCAAUCUGUCUUGGGGAAAUACUGUCCUACAGUUAUAAAUUCUAAUAGUUAUAUUGAAUCGUCCAAUAAAAUGGUGCUGACUAAAAUUUAGCCUCCUCCUAGGCAAACUUUUAUUUUGCCCUUGGAUUUUUCUGGUAUCCUCUUGACCGUACCUUGUCCUUGAUUCACAUAACACAGUCCCACAAUCCCUUGCAGUCCUAUCAGUAAACAGGUAGCCCAAUCGUAUAAAACUAAGGGAAAAGGCUGGAGAGACUCAGCGGAGGAGGCUAACUAAAAUAAUGCUUACAAUAGACUACUAUUGAUAUUCUAGUUGAAUAGUCUGCAUGCUGGACAAGAGAAUUGAUCAAGACGAGUCACCGGGGAGUACUGCCAAUGUAACCGCCAUCCUGGAUUCUUUUGUCUAUUGCCAACCAUAAUUUCAAAAGUAAACUUUUGACGCAUUGUUUGUAGGUCUACAUACGCGGUGUAUAUAUUGUAACAAAUUUAAUGUCGUUAGGGCCUGGUUUCUAGAAUAUCCAAGAUGCAACUCAAAAGGGCAUGUACGUACUUGUACUUGUAAACAGUUGUAGUGAAUAAAAGCAAUUCCAAACGCA